UCUUACCUUCUUAGAACCCAGGGGACCAUGGGUGCCUCCAGGCUCUAUACCUUGGUACUGGUGCUGCAGCCUCAGCGAGUUCUCCUGGGCAUGAAGAAGCGAGGCUUCGGGGCCGGCCGUUGGAAUGGCUUCGGGGGCAAAGUGCAGGAAGGAGAGACCAUCGAGGAAGGGGCCAAAAGGGAGCUGCAGGAGGAGAGUGGUCUGACGGUGGACACACUGCACAAGGCGGGCCAGAUCGUGUUUGAGUUCGUAGGUGAGCCUGAGGUGAUGGACGUGCACGUCUUCCGUACAGACAGCGUCCAGGGGACGCCCGUGGAGAGUGACGAAAUGCGCCCGCAGUGGUUCCAGCUGGACCAAAUCCCCUUCGGGGACAUGUGGCCGGAUGACAGCUACUGGUUUCCACUCUUGCUUCAGAAGAAGAAAUUCCUCGGGUACUUCAAGUUCCGGGGUCAAGACACCAUCCUGGACUAUACACUGCGCGAGGUGGACACAGUCGAGCUGGAGGCUCAGGUGGCCCCUCUGAGUGGGAGACUUGGCUGCUGAGCAAGCUGUGCGUGUUCACCCAGGCGCGGUGAGCCAGUCAGGCCUGCUUCUUUGUUUGGGAUGUGGUUAGGCGGAAAGGGAAAUAAAGGUCUUUUACGUUUUUAGCCAUA
Messenger RNA from Carlito syrichta (Philippine tarsier), 653 nucleotides. RefSeq names its product nudix hydrolase 1 (gene NUDT1). The transcript is spliced from 3 exons. Lineage: Eukaryota; Metazoa; Chordata; Mammalia; Primates; Tarsiidae. Gene Ontology annotation, molecular function: 8-oxo-7,8-dihydroguanosine triphosphate pyrophosphatase activity. Gene Ontology annotation, biological process: DNA protection. The coding region runs from base 28 to 543 and encodes 171 amino acids. The record is from RefSeq and is a predicted model, not a curated record.